UUGCUUAGGUCCCAGCCCAUCUUGGUUCGAAGUCGAGCCGAGAGCCAGAGUAUGAUGAGGUUGACAUGAUUGCCAGAUGUUAAUGAACCAUAACCAUUGCUUGACGGGACGACCUAUCCUCCAUGGGAUGGACUUUCUGUUGCGAAGAGCUACUGCUGCAGGUAACACAUGCGCCGCGCCCUGCUCCUCCGUCUGAAGCCGCCAAUUCCUACUAGCACUCAUUCUGGAUUUUCGUCACCUACGCCAACAAGGACGUUAUCCUCCGCCACCACACCUUGUUCUAACGCUACGCCGAAUACCCUCACCGGUACCUUCACAAUUCGUUUUUUAUCCCUUCAUACAAUGUCUGCCUCCGAAACCCCCGAUGAAUGUGCCAUUAUUGCGCUAGGCCAAGCUUACAGUCAUUGAUCACCUAUUACGUCCAAUUGAUGCCUCCAUUCGUCAUUAUCAUCUUACAGUUCUUCUUCGAAGCGGAGGAUGACGAGGACUCGCGCCACGACUACGGCGACCGCGGUUGUUGUAACCCUGGUUAAAUCGAAGGCUUGGAAUUCAACUGGCAUUUCCACUCAUUUCCAUCCUCUCAACAAGGGUUUGUUGGCCCUUUGAAAAAGACUCAUCGAAGAAGAUGGAUAACAACGAGGUAAAAUAUCAUAUUGUGCUUGACUGGGGGAACUGGGGGACCGUCCAUUUAGCUUAUACCUAACCAUUGAUAUUGAACAAAUUGCACAGAAUGUAUGUAGCCGAAAAUUGUUUUUGCUUUGCUCGGGAUACACAACAAAUCAACUUCUGAAGCCCUUA
Molecule: messenger RNA, 798 nt
Organism: Lentinula edodes (shiitake mushroom)
Lineage: Eukaryota; Fungi; Basidiomycota; Agaricomycetes; Agaricales; Omphalotaceae
Exons: 4
Coding region: 169-408 (79 amino acids)
Source: RefSeq, a predicted model, not a curated record